Messenger RNA from Scedosporium apiospermum, 1551 nucleotides. RefSeq names its product SPFH domain/Band 7 family protein. Gene Ontology annotation, biological process: protein localization to plasma membrane. Lineage: Eukaryota; Fungi; Ascomycota; Sordariomycetes; Microascales; Microascaceae. The record is from RefSeq and is a predicted model, not a curated record. The transcript has 4 exons. Gene Ontology annotation, cellular component: plasma membrane. The coding region runs from base 1 to 1551 and encodes 516 amino acids.
AUGUCGUACAAGAUCGCCGCCCCCGAUGAGUACCUGGCCAUCACCGGUAUGGGCGUCCGGAAUGAGGUCAAGAUCACCAAAGCCGCCUGGGUCUGGCCCUUCCAGAAAUGCAUGCGAUUCAGCGUCCAACCUCAGGACUACGCGAUGAACCUACAGGCCAUGACUAAGGAGAAGCUCCAAUUCCUCCUUCCCGUUGUCUUCACCGUCGGUCCCCACGUCCCCAUGUUGAGCGAUGAAGUGACGCACCCCGACGACCUCGAGGCCCCCAGGGUCGACCCUGCCGAGGCCCUCAUGCGAUACGCCAUCCUCCUCGCCGAGAGCCGCGACAGCAAGCAGUCGACGCAUAGCUACCUCGAGCAGAAGAUCAAGAGUAUCGUUGAGGGUGAGGUGCGAGUGCUCGUAUCGAGCAUGACCAUUGAGGAAAUCUUCAGCGAGAGGGAACUGUUUAAGAGGCGUGUCCACAAGAAUAUCCAGACGGAAUUGAAUAAAUUCGGUGUUUACAUCUUCAACGCAAAUCUCAAGGAGUUGGUCGACGCACCCAACUCGAUAUACUUCGAGUCCCUGAGUCGCAAGGCCCACGAGGGCGCGACCAACCAGGCCAGAAUUGAUGUCGCCGAAGCGCAACUGCGUGGUAAUGUCGGCGAGGCAGAGAGGCGAGGUAUGCAAGAGCGAGAAAUCGCCAAGAUCAACGCCACAACAGCAGUUCAAAAGACGGAGCGCGACAUCGAGAGGGCCGCGGCCGAAGCUCGCCUCAACACUAGGCAAGCCGAACUCACCAGGGACGUCGACAUCGCGCGCAUCGAGGCGCAGAGGCAGAUCGAGUCGACGGAUGAGGAUCUCAAGAAGCAGGUCGAGGUGAAGAGGGCGGCGGCCGAGAUCGAGAGGCUCAGGGCCACCGACGUCGUCAAGGCCUCGAUUGCCCGUGAGGCGAAGCAGCAGGCGGCGGAUGCCAAGGCGUACGAGGUCGUCGCCGAGGCUAAGGCCGCGUUCGAGAAGUCGCAGCACUUGACCGAUGCGUCGGCGUACAAGACGACCACGGACGCCAAGGCCACCGCCGACGCCGACUUCAGCAGGAUCACCAAGCAUACCGAUGCUGAGGCGUACAGUACCCGCGUGGACGCCGAGGCUAGGAACUAUGCCGCUCAGCAGCUCGCCGAGGCCGAGCUUACCAAGAAGCUCAAGGAGGCCGAGGGUAUCAGCGCCAUGGCCGACGCCUACGGCAAGCUUGCGAAUGCCUUCGGUGGCCCUGCUGGUCUGCUCCAGUACAUGAUGAUCGAGAAGGGCACGUACGUGGCCCUCGCCAAGGCCAAUGCCCAGGCCGUCCAGGGCAUGCAGCCCAAGAUUAGCGUCUGGAACACGGGGAGCCAGGGUGAGGGUUCUGGCAACGGUGGCAUCGACACUAUGCGCAAUGUUUACCAGAUGUUGCCGCCGUUGAUGACUACUAUUAAUGAGCAGACGGGCAUCACUCUUCCCGAGUGGCAGUUUGGCAAGCUCGCUGCCACGACCGGCGAGGUUGCCCGCGCUCAGGGAAAGCCCGUCAACGGCAGCUAA